Thelazia callipaeda (thelaziosis nematode) is the source of this 2586-nucleotide messenger RNA. The record is from the annotation of a GenBank genome assembly. NCBI's taxonomy places the organism in Eukaryota, Metazoa, Nematoda, Chromadorea, Rhabditida, Thelaziidae.
AUGGCGAUGAAAUUCGGGCUUGAUUAUGCGAAAAGAGUGGCGAAGUGUAAAAAAUGUCACCAUCAGUUACUAAAAGGAGAUUUACGAAUGUGGAGAAUGGUACCAAAUCCUUUUACAGCAGAAUCAGCAAAUCCUACAGAAAUGAAAAACUAUUUCCACUGUGACUGCCUUUUUGAAACACUCACACGAUGUCGUGCGACUACUAAAGUUAUCGAGUCAUCGGAUGACAUUGACGGUUGGGAAAAGGCCAAUGAUAAUGAUAAAGAAGCAAUUAUGGAGAAAAUUAAGGAAUUACAAGAAUUACGAGUGAAAAAGUUUGGAGAUAAAGUUAAAACUUCUCAAUCUUAUUCUACAAAAGAAACUUUAAAACCUAAAAGUAAAAAAGUCUCAAAUGAAAAAUCAAAGUCAGUCGACUCAGCUCCAAAAAGAACGAAGUCAAAAAAUUCAAAGAAAGGAGCCGAAAAAGAUACAUGUAGUGAGGUCACUGAUCCCAUACUGAAUUCUUCGAAUGAUGGAUUGGUAUCAGACGGAGCGGAUCUUACAGCGUCAGGCCAAGAAAAAAAGCAUCUUCAGAGUCAGAAAGGAAGCAAAUUUGAUGUAUUCAAGUUGUUCUGCAAACUCUGUGAUGUGAUUUCUUCAGUAUCGAAAUUCAGCGAAAAAACUGAAGCUGUCAGAAUAUUCAUCAGUAAAGAAGGAUACGAUGGUGAUUUGUGUUUGUUGAUUAAAAUGCUCAUUCCUGAAGUAAGCAACAGGAUAUACAACUUGAAAGCCAAACAGAUGAUCAAAAUUUUCUCUACUUUGCUUAGUCGAUCAAUAGAAGAGAUGACUGAGUCUUACAAUCAAACAGGUGAUGUAUCCCAAACAAUAUGCCAUUUUUGGUCACAGUCUGCUGAGAAUAAGAAAAAAUCCAAGUUAACAAAUCAUAUGAUAGAUGAUUGGUUAGAGCAGUUAAGUGGAUUAACUCAAGAAGAAGACCAACAGUCUCACUUUUCCAAAAUUUGUGAAUUAGCAUCUACUCUUGAACUUAAAUAUAUUAUUCGUUUGGUGAUGAAAGAUUUGCGUAUAAAUGCUGGAGCGAAGCAUAUACUAGAGGGUGUAAGAAAAGGGGCGUAUCAAAUGUUUCAAGUUUCACGAAACUUGGAGUUUGUAAUCGCAAAAAGCCAGAACAUAGCUAGUGACGAAUCACUGACACUUGAAAGUGGCAUACUUUUAAAUACUCCUGUCAAGCCAAUGCUUGCUGCACCUUGUCGCAGUAUCAAACAGGCCAUGGAAAAAUGCAAUAAGGAAAUGUACGCAGAAAUUAAAUACGAUGGAGAACGAUUACAAUUACACAAAGAUGGAGAUAAUUUUAUGUUUUUUUCACGAUCUCUGAAGCCAGUAUUAAAUCAAAAGGUGACUGAUCUAAAUAAAGUUGUGUUGCAUGCAUUUCCAACUACCAAAAAUUUAAUUGUUGAUGCGGAAAUGCUACUUUUGAACACGAAAAGUGGUAAACCUUUACCAUUUGGAACUUUGGGUGUUCAUAAAAGAAAGGAAUUGGAGGACGCUGUCGUUUGUUUAUUUGUUUUCGACUGCAUUUAUUACGACAAUGAAUCGUUAAUUGAAAAAACUUUGCGAGAACGUAGGAAGUACCUCGAAGAUAAUAUUAAGGAAGUGCCUAAUCGUGUUCUAUUGUCCAACUGUCAUCUUCUGAAAAAAAAUGAAAGUGAAAAACUAGAAAUGUUGAUCUCAAAAACCAUUGAUGAAGGUUUAGAAGGUUUGGUGUUAAAAGACUUAGAUGGUAUUUAUGAGCCCGGAAAAAGACAUUGGUUGAAAGUAAAAAAAGAUUAUUUGGAAGAAGGUACUAUGGCAGAUGCAGCUGAUCUCAUUGUUCUGGGUGCAUAUUAUGGAACAGGAAAGAAAGGUGGUAUGAUGUCGGUAUUCUUGAUGGGAGUUUAUGACAAAGAAAAGCAGAAAUUUUGUACGGUAACAAAAUGUGGGAAUGGAUAUGAUGAUGCGACGCUAGAUCGCAUCAAUAAGGAGUUGUCACCUAAAAUGAUUAAAAUAUCGCAAGCUUACGUAAAUUUGCCUGAAUGGAUUGAGUGCCCUCGAUCACUUGUUCCUGAUUUCAUUGUUACUGAUCCUAAAGACUCACCAGUUUGGGAAAUUAUUGGAGCCGAAUUUUCGCGGUCAGAUACACAUACGGCUUCUGGUAUAUCAAUACGUUUUCCACGGGUAACUAGAAUUCGAGAUGAUAAAAACUGGGAGACGGCUACUGAUCUGCAGGAACUUAAGGAAUUGUAUGAGAAGUCACUAAUUAAGACGGGCAUCAGCGUCGAAUGUAAUGAUGAGCACCUUUCUGUGAAGCAGAAAUUGAGUGAUCAAAACAGUGCAGAAAAAGCUUCUGUUUUGAGUAGAAAACGACAAAAAGUCUAUGAAGGAAAGCGCGAAGAAGAAAGUGUUUCUGAAAAUGUUCAAACAAAUGACCUGAAUCAUGAUGAAGAAAUUGAAGCGAAGAAAGCAAAGUUGCCAUGCAAAUAUGGUGAGCAGUGUUACAGGAAAAAUCCAAAGCAUUUAAAGAAGUUCACUCAUCCAAAAUCAAACUUUUAA